GCCUGUGAGUGUGUGUGUGUAUACAGCGUGAGUCACCGGGAGGCGGAGGAGGUGGAGGAAAAGGAGAAGGAGGAGUGCACUGGCCGGGAUCAGUGCGGCGCACACACUCACUCGCUCCAGUCACUCUCUCCGAGCGCGUCUCGCCAGAUCGCACGCCCGCCCGGGAGCUCAGGAGCUCGCAGGGAUCCCGGACGCCGCGGAAAAGUUUGCUCCGGCUCGUACUCGGAACUGCUUUAGGAAGUGCACUGGCUCCGCCGAGCCUGCGGAAUUCCGACCUCGCGGCUCCGGACCCUGGGAACGCAGGCCGCCUCCGUCGCCGGGGCCGUCGACAACAAUAGCGGCGGCCGCCCCCCAGGAGGCGCCCCGAGCCGGUGCUAGCCGGGGUCCUGGACCCUGAGCCUGUGUCCGACCUUCGGGCGCGCCGGCAGCGAGGUCCCUGCGUGCAAGGCAAGCGCCGAGGACCGGCUCCGGCAUUGCCCCUGGCGGGGGCCGAGGAAGACUGUCUGCAAACUCCAUCCAGCGGACUGGACGAAGUCUCGGCGCCGGUACCAAACCCGCAGCGUCUUCCCUCGCGGAUCCCGGGACGUACAAAGCCGGGGCCGCCCCGGCCGGGGACGCAAUGCGGGUCGGUCCCGUGCGCUUCGCCAUGAGCAGUGCCUCGCAACCCCGCAGUCCAGCUCUGCUGCUCCCGGCCGCCCGGGGCACCCCGGCCAAGCGCCUGCUGGACGCGGACGACACGGCGGCCGUGGCGGCCAAAUGCCCGCGCCUCUCCGAGUGCUCGAGCCCCCCGGACUACCUCAGCCCCCCCGGCUCGCCCUGUAGCCCGCAGCCCCCACCCGCCGCGCCGGGGGUUGGCGGAGGCUCCGGAAGCGUACCGGGGCCCAGCCGCAUCGCGGACUACCUGCUGCUGCCCCUGGCCGAGCGCGAGCAUGUGUCCCGGGCACUGUGCGUUCACACUGGCCGCGAGCUGCGCUGCAAGGUAUUCCCCAUUAAACACUACCAGGAUAAAAUCAGGCCGUAUAUCCAGCUGCCUUCGCACAGUAACAUCACUGGGAUCAUGGAGGUGAUCCUGGGGGAGACCAAGGCCUAUGUCUUCUUUGAGAAGGACUUUGGGGACAUGCACUCCUACGUGCGAAGCCGGAAGAGGCUGCGGGAAGAGGAGGCCGCUCGGCUGUUCAAGCAGAUCGUCUCAGCUGUUGCGCACUGCCACCAGUCUGCCAUCGUGCUGGGGGACCUGAAGCUGAGGAAGUUUGUCUUCUCCACAGAGGAGAGAACCCAGCUCCGACUGGAAAGCCUGGAAGAUACACACAUAAUCAAGGGCGAAGAUGAUGCUUUGUCAGACAAACACGGCUGCCCGGCCUACGUGAGCCCCGAGAUUCUCAACACCACGGGGACCUACUCUGGGAAGGCCGCGGACGUUUGGAGCCUGGGCGUGAUGCUCUACACCCUCUUGGUGGGGCGAUACCCCUUCCAUGACUCAGACCCUAGUGCCCUUUUCUCCAAAAUCCGCCGGGGACAGUUCUGCAUUCCCGACCACAUCUCCCCCAAAGCUAGGUGCCUCAUUCGCAACCUCCUGAGACGAGAGCCUUCCGAGAGACUCACUGCUCCCGAGAUCCUACUCCAUCCCUGGUUCUCGUCUGCCUUGGAACCUGGGUACAUUGACUCAGAAAUGGGAACUUCAGACCAGAUUGUUCCAGAGUACCGGGAGGACAGUGACAUUAGUUCCUUCUUUUGCUAAUCCCAGAAACCUCAGAAACCUCACAAUUCUCACACAUGGCAUUUGCAUUUCUGAAGACAGGCAGGCCUGCCAGCGUGGUGCUGCCCAGAGAGAUGCCCGCUUCCCGACGGCUGCUGCAGGGCUCUGCGUGGCACUCUCUUUGUGGUUGGGAUGAGUGACUUGGUCCAAGCGGAAUCCACUCUGCCUGGGCGUGCCGUGGCGCUGUUCCCCUUCUUAAACUGUCACCAGCUCUCCCUUGGCCGGAUUUGAGGCUUCUGCAAGUCUUGAAGUUGGCAGAGAAUGUGGGCAACCCACCCUGUGUUCAGAUGUCACGAAUGCCGGUCUGAGCAGGAAAGGAAGCAGAUUGCACAGUGGUAUUUUGGGCAGCAACUAUUUUAACAGGAUGACAAAUAACUCAGGCCAAUAAACUUGCCAUCUCCAGACUCAUCUUUGGUAGCUGGACCUGCUACCUCGGUUUCUCUAAUCGGAAAGUUCUUGUGGUUUAACACUCACCUUUACUGCACACUCAUCUUUACCAAUGCCUCUGCUCCACUGUGGGAGCAGCCUGAGGAGCUCAGGAGUCUGCCUCAGCCCAAACUGCGCCCUGCCGAGACACCUAUGCAAUAGUGCCUCCCCGCCCUGGGUCCUGGCCCAGCUAGCCGGGAAACCGCCGACAGAGAUGAACUGGCUGCUUUGGAAUCCUGAGCUCAAUUUGUUCCUUAAGACUAAUUCAAUGACUUGAGAGGGUCAGCUUUUUGUGCUCCCUUUGAAUUCACUGGCAUUUGGUCCUGUUCUUUCUUUCCCUGAGACAUCUUAAGUGGGGCAUUUUGUCUGGGAGGAAAUGGGGAAGGAGACUUCUCAUCCCUGUCUCUCAGGAGCAAGCGUAAUCCGGGCUCUCAGGAGACCCUCAGGCUGACUUACAUGCGGCACGGUGGUCCUGUGGCCGCAUGGCCAAGCUGGCUGCAUGUGCACAGCCGAGGUUUGCACGACGUGCUGUGGUUUGUGAGGAUAUCUGCACAGUUGGCUUCUGGGGGGCGUGGCGAGCCCCAGAUACCCCCAGUCACUUUGGACUUGGCAAAUCAUCUGACCUGACCGCUCCCCCCGGCUCCUCCCCACCCCCCCAGCUGCUUUGGCAGUGUGCAUCUGGCUUCGAUCCAGUGCUUCCAGACCGAAAACCCACUCCCUGCAAAGGCAGAGCUUCAUGGGGAGACUGCAGCUUGCAUCGGAAACCGACGGGCAGUGCUGAGAUAGGGUGGUUAAACGGGUAAACGGAACACACUGUGUUCUGAGAAAUGGCACAAAACCAGGCAGGCGUCUCUAAGGGCUACGCCUCGGCAGACUACUGCCCGCGCUGAGAAUGCCGUGUAUACCUCACGUGCCGUGUGCUCUGUACAGACCUUUACCUUUUCUACCGGUGUCUGACGUGUUGUCGCGUGUGGCUCCAGGCGUGUUCGGUGUCUGUGUCUGUGUCUGUCUGAUAACCUGCGUGUGUAAAGCCACGUGAAAUGUGAACGAAGUCGGCGAUAGUGCCGCGUAGAAUCAUGGGACUUGGGGCGAGGGACGGGCUGUGUCCCCUCACGGCUCGUGGUUGUUGACUCUUGUAUCUGUGAUACAUUACCCAGCCGGAGCGUCUGGGCUGGCAGGGCUCCUGCCAGGACAGUGAGAAACACUAGAUCCUUCCGUGCGUGUGUGGUGGGCGGCGAGGCAGCUGCCGCCGCCUGUAGAGUUUUAAUAAACCUUGUUUCGUACA
This is a messenger RNA of Cavia porcellus (domestic guinea pig), 3467 nucleotides long. It is a transcript of the gene Trib1, whose product is annotated as tribbles pseudokinase 1. Gene Ontology annotation, biological process: protein phosphorylation; positive regulation of proteasomal ubiquitin-dependent protein catabolic process; regulation of MAP kinase activity. Lineage: Eukaryota; Metazoa; Chordata; Mammalia; Rodentia; Caviidae. The transcript is spliced from 3 exons. Gene Ontology annotation, molecular function: ATP binding; protein kinase activity; mitogen-activated protein kinase kinase binding. Gene Ontology annotation, cellular component: nucleus. The coding region runs from base 620 to 1738 and encodes 372 amino acids. The record is from RefSeq and is a predicted model, not a curated record.